This is a messenger RNA of Oncorhynchus gorbuscha (pink salmon), 2744 nucleotides long. RefSeq names its product ubiquitin conjugating enzyme E2 Wb (gene ube2wb). The record is from RefSeq and is a predicted model, not a curated record. The transcript is spliced from 6 exons. Bases 45 to 500 code for a protein of 151 amino acids. NCBI's taxonomy places the organism in Eukaryota, Metazoa, Chordata, Actinopteri, Salmoniformes, Salmonidae.
GCAGCGUCACGUUUUGCGUCGCUCUGACGCAGGGGGUUUCCAUCAUGGCGUCGAUGCAGAAAAGACUACAAAAGGAACUAAUGGCUUUGCAAAAUGAUCCACCCCCUGGAAUGACACUCAAUGAGAAAAGUGUACAGAACACCAUCACACAAUGGAUUGUAGAUAUGGAAGGAGCCACGGGCACACUCUAUGAAGGAGAGAAAUUUCAGCUGCUUUUCAAAUUCAGUAGUCGGUAUCCUUUCGAUUCACCUCAGGUAAUGUUCAUGGGAGAGAAUAUACCUGUACAUCCUCACGUUUAUAGCAACGGUCACAUCUGUCUUUCAAUACUAACAGAAGACUGGUCGCCAGCCCUCUCAGUGCAGUCAGUCUGUCUCAGCAUUAUCAGUAUGCUGUCCAGCUGCAAAGAAAAGAGACGGCCCCCUGAUAACUCCUUUUACGUAAAAACGUGUAACAAGAAUCCGAAGAAGACAAAAUGGUGGUAUCACGAUGAUACAUGCUAAUUCACUUUCAAAAAGUCCUACUGUCCCACAUAAAGCACUUUUGAAUCAUACAGUCACUGAACUCUGACCUUUUGACUGGAACAAUGGACACCGUGAUACCCCGGAGACUCUUUUUUUUAUUUUUUAUUUUUUAACUGCAUUUCCCAGAGGGCAGUUGGGUGCAUGUUUUUGCCGGUUGUAAUAUACAAAAUGAGAAAAUAAAGGAAAGUUAUAUGUCCCAAGCGCGGAUUGUUUUGGCCAAAAGGUCGUUAUGCAGCCAGCAAAAAGCAAUGGUUUUGAAGUGAAGAUUAUUUUAUUAUUAUUGUUUUAAGAUUAUUCUUAUUUCCCUUUGUUCGUUUGAGUACAUUUAAAAGGUCGUUGUGUAAUAAUAAUAAUAAUAAUGGUGGAUGCAAACCAGGAAGAGGAUCUGAGCAUCUAAUACCAGGAAGAGGAACUGAGCAUCUAAUACCAGGAAGAGGAACUGAGCAUCUAAUACCAGGAAGAGGAUCUGAGCAUCUAAUACCAGGAAGAGGAUCUGAGCAUCUAAUACCAGGAAGAGGAACUGAGCAUCUAAUACCAGGAAGAGGAUCUGAGCAUCUAAUACCAGAAAGAGGAUCUGAGCAUCUAAUACCAGGAAGAGGAUCUGAGCAUCUAAUACCAGGAAGAGGAUCUGAGCAUCUAAUACCAGGAAGAGGAUCUGAGCAUCUAAUACCAGGAAGAGGAUCUGAGCAUCUAAUACCAGGAAGAGGAUCUGAGCAUCUAAUACCAGGAAGAGGAUCUGAGCAUCUAAUACCAGGAAGAGGAUCUGAGCAUCUAAUACCAGGAAGAGGAUCUGAGCAUCUAAUACCAGGAAGAGGAUCUGAGCAUCUAAUACCAGGAAGAGGAUCUGAGCAUCUAAUACCAGGAAGAGGAUCUGAGCAUCUAAUACCAGGAAGAGGAUCUGAGCAUCUAAUACCAGGAAGAGGAUCUGAGCAUCUAAUACCAGGAAGAGGAUCUGAGCAUCUUAACCCCAAAAAACUAAAAUAUUUUUGCUUUUACUGAAAUUAAAUGCACUGUGAAAAAAAAUCUAGGGGUACAACUAACUCAAUGUUAGUUAUUCCAGACAUGCAGUUAACGUCUACUGUAAAAACACAAACAUCACCACUUCCUGUUUUCAGGGGAUAAUACGGUUUUAAAUGGCUUUACUUUUAACCCUUUAAUCAAGUGCAGUACUUCCUCUCUGCCUUCCAUCUUCCAAGGACUGACUUGAUUUCAGAAGUUGUGAAUUUGUCUGGUCUAUGUGUUGGCUAGAAUGUUGGUACUGACCAGGUUGAGACAAAAACGACAGUUGGAACUCUUUAAUUCGCUGAGACUGUUUACGUACCUCUCUAGAAUAAUAUAGGCUGCACACGAAGUGGUGUUUGCUAGUCCAUUCGGUAAAGCCCAGUGGUGUGGUGUGAACAUCACCUCCGUGAAAACAUCACAUCUGUGUAAAGCCCAACGGUGUGGUGUGUGAAAACAUCACCUCUGUGUAAAGCCCAACGAUGUGGUGUGUGAAAACAUCACCUCUGUGUAAAGCCCAACGAUGUGGUGUGUGAAAACAUCACCUCUGUGAAAACAUCACCUCUGUGUAAAGCCCAGAGUUGUGUGUGAAAACAUCACCUCUGUGUAAAGCCCAACGGUUUGGUGUGUGAAAACAUCACCUCUGUGUAAAGCCCAGAGUUGUGUGUGAAAACAUCACCUCUGUGUAAAGCCCAGAGUUGUGUGUGAAAACAUCACCUCUGUGUAAAGCCCAACGGUGUGUGAAAACAUCACCUCUGUGUAAAGCCCAACGGUGUGUGAAAACAUCACCUCUGUGUAAAGCCCAAUGGUGUGUGAAAACAUCACCCCUGUGUAAAGCCCAACGGUGUGUGAAAACAUCACCUCUGUGUAAAGCCCAACGGUGUGUGAAAACAUCACCUCUGUGUAAAGCCCAACGGUGUGUGAAAACAUCACCUCUGUGUAAAGCCCAACGGUGUGUGAAAACAUCACCUCUGUGUAAAGCCCAACGGUGUGUGAAAACAUCACCUCUGUGUAAAGCCCAACGGUGUGUGAAAACAUCACCUCUGUGUAAAGCCCAAUGGUGUGUGAAAACAUCACCCCUGUGUAAAGCCCAACGGUGUGUGAAAACAUCACCUCUGUGUAAAGCCCAACGGUGUGUGAAAACUGUUGUGAUCCAUUUGUAUGCUACGUUGGUUUGUUUUUGAUGAGAUGAAUGCUUUAAUCUCCUAAAAACAUAUUUUACGA